Messenger RNA from Diospyros lotus (date-plum), 1328 nucleotides. RefSeq lists its product as uncharacterized. NCBI's taxonomy places the organism in Eukaryota, Viridiplantae, Streptophyta, Magnoliopsida, Ericales, Ebenaceae. The transcript has 5 exons. Bases 342 to 1061 code for a protein of 239 amino acids. The record is from RefSeq and is a predicted model, not a curated record.
CCCCCCCCCCCCCCCCCCCCCCCCAACCCAAAACCAGUCGAUUAAUUAAGACAAUAUCAAAUUCAGAUUCUUCAAAUAAAAUUACAGGGUUCGUAGCCGGAGUUUCAGUUUUGCAAUCUCAAGUUUCAGGCACAUAGAAGAACAAAAUGGUAGAGAAGAAUGACCCACAAGUUUGGGCAACAGUGAGCUCUGGGGUGUGAGAGUUAAAAUGUCCGUUCGCAACAAUCCUAAACAUCAAACAAAAGACCGAAUCCAACAAAAAUACAGCAAAAAUUGAAUACCUCUCAGAUCUGAAUUGCUGUGAAAUCUGUUGAUAGCAACAAAUCGCAGCGGCAGCAAAGAUGCUGUUGUCAUCUUGGCCAUCCAUCGUCCUCCCCCCGACUUUUUCUAUUACAUCAAAGUCCGACACCAUCAAGUGCUCCGGCGGAGGCAACGCGAACCGUUCUGGAUCCCUGAUAUUUGGGACCACCGUGGCGGAAGGCCAAACUUCACGUUUGGAAUCAGAACAGGCUCCUUUAGAGUCGGUUGCUCGGCGGCGCCUCAUUCUGCUUCGUCAUGCAAAGAGUUCUUGGGAAAACCCUUCAUUGCGAGAUCAUGAUCGCCCUUUGAGUAAAGCAGGACAAGCUGAUGCUGUUGACAUUUCACACAAGCUCCAGGAGCUGGGAUGGAUUCCUGAACUUAUCCUCUCCAGUGAUGCAGUUCGGACAAAAGAAACGCUUAAAAUUAUGCAAGAGCAGGUGAGAGGAUUUCUGGAAGCCGAGGUACACUUCAUCUCAAGCUUUUAUUCAAUUGCAGCUAUGGAUGGACAGACAGCUGAGCACCUUCAGCAUACCAUCUGCAGAUUUUCAAGGGAUGAAAUACAUACAGUUAUGUGCAUGGGACACAAUAGAGGAUGGGAAGAGGCAGCCUCAAUGCUCUCUGGCACCUCUAUAGAGCUAAAGACUUGCCAUGCUGCUUUGCUGGAAGCUACUGGAAGAUCCUGGGAAGAGACAUUUUUGUUGGCAGGAUUUGGUGGGUGGAAGGUUCUCGGCAUUGCGAAGCCAAAUUCUAGCGUGCAGUAGAAUCUGGAUCAUACCAUCAUUUUCUUUAAUCUAUUUCAACUUGCCUUUUCUUAGUACUUUCAAGUAUCAGUGUUAUUUUGGUUAGGAUGAGUUGAAGUGUUGCAGGCGUUGGAUCCAGAGGUUGGUGAACCAAGUUGCUUUCACAACUUGACGUCCCCGUGACUGCAAUAUGCUGCCCAAACUGUGGAUGGUUUGCAUAAGAAGUUACAUUUUGCGCUUAUAACUGUAUCAUUUUCAGUUUUGCAAAAAAAAAAAGAAAAAGAAAAA